ACAGGAACGUUCGACUAAAAGCUGCGAUAACUACAAAUAAAUAACUGCGGUUAGUUUAUUACCAGACACACCACCCGUCAAAGUUGUCAAGGAGGAAAGUUAAGUAACUAGUAAUGGCCACGUGUUCUUCCCAAACACUUGCUCUUCAGAGAAAUUCCUGUAAGCAGAACAGUUUCAUGGAGAAAUUAAUGACAAAAAUAUUUAACUUCUACGACGAGCAGUCUCUAAUCGAUGUGACAUUUAAAGUUUCAAACCCAACGGCUCUUGUACCCGCGCAUCGUUUGAUACUCGCAGCAGCGAGUCCUUACUUCGAGAACCUUUUCAAUGGCAAUCAAGGCACUAAUCCAGUCAUCGAGAUAAAUGAUAUCGAUAGCGAUAUUUUUGAGCAUCUAAUAACCUUUUGUUACACCGGAGAGGCCUCCAUUACCGUUAACAAUGUCGCAGCCGUGCUAAAUGCGGCAAUCGUUUUGCAAUUGGACGAUGCCAUAACCAGUAGUGUGGACUACCUUAUUACACAUAUCGAUGAAUACACUUUACAGGGUGCUUAUACGCUGGAGCGUGAAACGCAAUGUGAAGUUCUUAGGCAGAAAAUCAUCGAAUACGAAACACAAAAUUUCAUGGAGAUCAGCCGAAGCGAUGAGUUUUUGAAUUUUUAUGUAGAAAAAUUGCAACGUAUUCUGGUAUCUGACAAUUUGAAUAUAACCCGUGAGGAAGAUGCCUACGAUGCCAUACAACGCUGGUACAAUUACGAUGUUCCUGCGCGUCAAGAGAAUCUGCCUCUUUUAAUAGCUUGUCUGCGUCUUACCCAAUUCAAUGUGGACUUUCUGAUUACACACAUACAGCCGUUACCUGGAUGUGAGCUACUGGUCUUCAAGGCAUUAUCAUGGAUCGGAGUGCCUACCGCACGGCCAAUGAUAAAUAUCCGAUUUACAGAACCACGUGGUGUCGGUGCUACAAAUUGUGGUGAGAAAACAAUCCUAGCGCUUUGCUCGCAGAAUCCCAAACUGCUGCAAUAUAACAAAACUGAGGAUAAGUGGCAGGAAUAUGCGAGUAUAAAAAUCGAUUACGAACUAUAUAGAACUGUUUUGGAGGAUGAUAAUUUAUUAUUUAUUGGCGGUUAUAAAAAUUGUACCACACUUAACGUCGUCCGCAGCUGGAAUAUACGAAAUAAGACAUGGCAAAAUUUUCCCGUCAUGAUCCAAGCAAGAAGGGCACACUGCGUUGUCGAAUUAGAUGAUAAAAUCUACGCGAUUGGUGGUUGUGAGGAUAGAGCUUUGUCGUCGGUGGAAAGAUAUACGACCUCCGAUGGUUGGAAGUUCGUGAACAGUUUAAUUGUUGGACGAGAUAACGCCAGUGCAGUGACAUUAAAUAAUAAAAUUUACGUAAUGGGCGGUUAUAAUAGUUGCCGGGGACAAUUAAAGCAAUUAAAAUCCAUCGAAUGCUACAAUCCGAAUUCGAAUACUUGGACUUCUUGCGCGGAUAUGACAAAAUGUCACAUUUUACCUGGCGUAGCUGCACAUAAAGGUCACAUUUAUGUUUUGGGCCGUGGGGAUGAGUACAGCCACGUUUGCGUUGAACGAUACGAUCCUCAGCAAAACACAUGGUCACAGAUUUGCUCUUUGGAUGUUGAUCCUGGUUAUAUAGCUUGCGUAUUGCUAGACAAUAAACUAUGGGCCAUUGGUGGCCAGUCUGAAUCUGCUGGGAAGUCAUGUGUAUCAGUCUUUGAUGAAGAAAAUUUCUGUUGGGUAGAAAGGUGCUUGUUACCCGAAAGAAAAGUGUGUAACUGUUUUGUUGUGCCUGAAACCUUGCUGUUUUCGAUGUGAAUAAAUAAUGUAAUUAUUGUUCCGUUUUUGGA
This is a messenger RNA of Bactrocera tryoni, 1855 nucleotides long. RefSeq names its product kelch-like protein 5. The transcript has 8 exons. Gene Ontology annotation, molecular function: protein binding. NCBI's taxonomy places the organism in Eukaryota, Metazoa, Arthropoda, Insecta, Diptera, Tephritidae. The record is from RefSeq and is a predicted model, not a curated record. The coding region runs from base 114 to 1823 and encodes 569 amino acids.